UGUUUCCACCAAACGAAUCGUCAUCACCUCAAUCGUAGUUCAGACUUCAUCCGAUGAUAAACUAUUUUUGUUCAUAUCUUUUCUUUUGGUUACAUAAAAAUUAAUAAUAGUUUAAAAAAUUUACAACACCUCUAAAUGGAGAAUAAAAUUGUGUUUUUGUUUUGUUUGGUGGUGAUUUGUAGCGGAAUUGUGUUGGCUGAGCAGACAGGAGGAGGAUAUAUUUAUCAGAAAACUAAUUUACCUCAAAUCAACGACUUCUCCCAAACAAGACCACAUCACCAAACGGGCUCGCAGGCGUUUUCACAGGACUUACAGCCACCUCCGCUGCAAAAUCAACAACAACAGAAUAUAUUAGUCAGCAGCUAUUUCGACAAAGGUCAACAGAACCUUCAAAAUAUUCAUCGAAAUCCUGUCAAUUUUGAUUCGAAUUCGCUUCAUAAUCAUCAUCAACAUCAUCAGCAGCAACAGCAACAACCAUUUAAUCAACCACCACCACCACCAGCUUUAAACUUUGAGCUACCCUCCGUGAACGUACCACAGUUAAAUAAUGUCAACUAUGCACCACCACCUCAACUACUGUUCAAUCCGCAAGCCGAAAAUAAUGUCAUGCGAUUCGAAUUUCAGCUUUUGAAUGAGAAUCUGGGCAACAGCAUCGAACAGCAGGGCUGCAAUCCGGAACCAAUUGUUGGCCAAUUUAAACCAGAGCUGGUGGAUUUGGCCAAUGGUGGGCCACUGACACGAAUGAUAACUACAUGCGGACCAGGUAAUGAUUGCAAGACAAUUGUCCUGCAAGCUGAUUUAAAUCGAGUCCAAGCAGUCCUGCCAAAGCCAACAUCCAAUCAAUUCGGAAACGGACCGCAUCAGCAAGGGUUACAGGAGCGGUCAUAUAAUAAUAGAGUAAUAGAAGGUCGAGGUAAUGUGGCUGCAAGCUACUUUAGAGCUGAUGAAUCCAACGCACUGGUUAGGCCACCGAAUAGGCGUCUCAUUCCAUACACCGAAAUAGUUGACGACGAUAUUUACAAUUAAUCCAAAAUACAAAAAUGUCUGCGUGUGUAAGCUUUAGUGAAUUGUUAAUUUAUAAAAUACGAAACCUUUUGAAUUUUGAAAAUAAAUUAAAAUUAUUUUUUCGUUUCUUAAACAAAA
Eupeodes corollae is the source of this 1143-nucleotide messenger RNA. RefSeq lists its product as uncharacterized. Bases 136 to 1026 code for a protein of 296 amino acids. Lineage: Eukaryota; Metazoa; Arthropoda; Insecta; Diptera; Syrphidae. The transcript is spliced from 2 exons. The record is from RefSeq and is a predicted model, not a curated record.